AUGUUCACCAACACUCCCAACGGCACCUUCCUUGUCCUUGCCCCUCAAUCCCACACUGCUGCUCAGCUCAACAUGGCCACCUCCAAGCCAGCUGCCGCUGACGCCCCAGUUGAUAUCGACACCCAGGCCGCCGACGUCGAGGCUCCCGGCAAGACCAAGCGCUCUGACAGCAACCCAUUCAUCCCCGCCAUCGGUGCAAAGGGCUUCACUUUCCUCAGACUCGGCCCUUAA
Trichophyton benhamiae CBS 112371 is the source of this 231-nucleotide messenger RNA. RefSeq lists its product as uncharacterized. The transcript has a single exon. The record is from RefSeq and is a predicted model, not a curated record. Bases 1 to 231 code for a protein of 76 amino acids. Lineage: Eukaryota; Fungi; Ascomycota; Eurotiomycetes; Onygenales; Arthrodermataceae.